UAUAGAUGUUUAUAGGUACUGCUCGCAACUUGACCGACUGCCUUGAAAUUUGGUGGGGAUCUUCACCGGAUAUACCCCUUAUCGCGGAUUUCAAAAUCUGAAGGAAAAAAGGAAACAAAGCAAAACGACGAAAUUCCACGAGUCGUGUCAACUCGUCGUUCACUCUUUGCGCCGAAAGUUACUGGCGGACACUUGAAAGAAUUCCUCCGGAACGACGCUUCUCUGAAAUCCUCUUUUCCAAAGAACUGUAGAAACCCUGCCGUGAAGCGAAACGAGUGAAAACUUUUUAAUUAACCUUUAACAUUAACACGACAGCUGGGAAAAAGAGUGUAAAAAUGGUAAAAAUGGCAUUGGCAAUUCGCAGAGUGGUCGCCAGCAGAACGAAAGCGGUGGAAACGACGAGACGAGCGGAAAAGGGUGGGUCCCGCUUUGACCUAAAUGGCCGUCCAGUUGGCCGAUGGCCAGUUCCCUAUGUUCGUGCACUCGGCAUCCGUUGGUCUUUACUUAUAUUUUUCGAUAUCAAUUUCCCCGGGACCGAUGAAUUAAUCGGCUGCGCCAGUGACGACCGGUUCGUCGCUUGCUACACGUAAAAAUGUUUACACGCCGACGUUGCACGGGAAUUAAAUUCACCUUUAUGUUUGCGCGGAGGAGCCGGAACAACCGGUGAGGAACACGAUGUAAACUGUAAACGAAUGGGCCGCUGUAAACAGAGGAACUCGACGGUCCAGCAAACAGCUACAUGGUACUCUCCUCGCUCGUGAAUUUCCUGUUUUAAGUUUCUGCUUGGCAACUCUGUUCCAGUCCGGGUGCAUUAAUAUUUUCAUAAGCGCGUAGCGCCAGCCAAUCAGAGCGCGUUGCAAAAUUCAACGGACCCAAGUGACGCCAGUUGCACCGAACGUUCGGCAAGUGUCACUGUGUAUCAGGAAAUUUCGCAUCUUUUCGCGGUUUUGAUCAGUUUUUUCCAUCGAAUUGGUGUGACUUUUGGACGAGAGUAGUGCCAUACGAUAAGAAUGGAGGCUGAAACCAGCUGUGACGACCCUCAAUUUAUGAUUAUGUUGGAAACCUGUCUGCGUGUCGAGAUCGAAACAGCCAAGCGUACGUCCUCUGAACUUGCGAGCGAGAUAAAAGGACUGAAGCUGGGGAUGCAGGCGCAGUUGAAAACGCGGAAGGAGUUGAAAGAAAAAACGGAGAGCGCGCAGGAAAACAUACUGAUUUUAACAAACACAUUAAACCAGUACGUAUAUAAGGAUAAGCGAAGCAACGCGACCUCGAGCAAUUUUGUUUAUAUUUUCUGAAAAUUCCUUUGCAGAGAGAGUAAACGUGUUAACGAAAUUUCCAACAAAAUCGAGCUGAUGAACCUGAAUUUGGACAACGACUACAAAGUCAUGAAACUGGAUUGUCAACAAUACGAGAAUAUUCUCAACGUGUACGAAGCGACGUGGCAGUCAUAUCACGAGAGGUACGAGGAAUUUCCGUUGGCCAAGGAGAGGAAGGAGUGGGAAGCAAAAUUGAGAAAGCUUCAAGUGGAUAAAAUGGUGCUGGAAUAUAAGAUCAACGGGCUGGAGAAGAUGUCGGAGCAGAGGAAGCGCAUCACGUGGCUGAGAAUGCGCACGAAAAUCGUGGAGUUCGCGCGCACCAUAUCGGACCACAUGAACCUCGAGAAGAAAUUGCAGGAAUACAAUCGAACCAUCGAGCAGCGCAGGAAGGAGUUGGACAUGAUCACGACCGAGCUAGCCGUGCAGCUGAAGAAGCAGGAAGAGGAGAAAAAGGAUCGGGCGUUGAAGCUGCUGGAAAUGCCGCCGCCAAAGAUUAAUUUUUCCCACAUGCGCACGAUUUACGGUCGCAGAUCGAGGACCGGCUUGCCUGACUGGAAAAGAAAUGAUGAGAAUUCCAUAGAUACCCUGUCGGUGGAUACCCUGAUGUUGGAAGAAAUGUGUCUGACAGAGGAGAGCGUCAUGAAACCGUCAUCUGAAAUUUCAAUUCACGCCGAGAAAGGCCAGAAUGUUCCUUGUGACCGUCCGAUCGAUUCGACGAGCCCUUUCUUGGACCAGGAGCGGCAGCAAGUGGAGCACGAGGACGUAGCCAGCGAGGUAGAUGGAAACAUGGCUUUGGAAGCGAUCGAUGCGGCCGAGGAGGAACUGGAACAACGAAUGGACCAGGAAUUGGAGCACAUGGACCAGCCAUCCGGUAUUUCGAAAGAUAAGCAAACAGGCCGACGCAGCGAGGAUCUUGAGGAGAUGGAUGAUCUCGCAGCGAAGAGAAUGAGAUUGAUCUCCGGCGAGGGGAAGUCGGUGGCGAUACCGGUGAAGGAUAUUCAAUUGGAUAAGGAAAAGUGGGAUUCGGUUGAUCCGCUCUGUCGUUCAAGAAUCACGAAGAUCGAGACAGUUCGCUACAAAAUGCCCUCGAUUAAAAACAUAGACAAAACUCCAAGGGGAAGUCGAUUGGUAGAUCAGUCUCCUGGGUCAAGGAUAACAACGCCUUUGAUGAGAAAGCACGAUCAGGAUCAUGCCAAUCCCUCCAGUAUGUUUACUCCACACCGCUACGAUUUCUCUGAUAACAGCGACAUGAGUUUCUGUACGGAUAAUAUGGCCAAUCUGAAAGCUGAUCAAAUAUCCCUAUACGGAGGAUCUGUUCGAGAUUUCUGCGAGUGCUCCAACAUAUCCAUGCCCAUCGAGGACGCAAUCUCGGAGAGCAAUGCAAACGCCCCAUCGACCAGCAAGACUCACAAUUUUCCACGUACUUGUGAUACAUCUCAUCGAAGGCUUCCAUUGAUUUCGCCCUUUUCUACGCUCACGUCUGCUUUUUUUUCUUUUUGUUGCAGAAUUCGAUUUAAGUAAUAUUUUGAAACCUACUUUCGGAGCGAAGAAAUUCUUCUAGACCCUCAAGUCGUCUCGAAGAUGAUCGACGAUCGUUCAAAAGCUCUGCACUUGUUGUAAAACCUAGUUUAAAUGGAAUAAAAGCGCGCAGAGCGAAAGGUGAACGAGGUAAUUUCUUCGGUGGUACGGUAAUAAGGUACGGUUCUCGCUUCGUUUUUCGCCCAGGCCGAGUAAUAUUCGAGCGAAAUUACGCGUAGUCGUAAUUUUCACCCUCGCCGGUCGGUAGAAAGCGUCCGGUGGCUCGGUUCCGCACUAAGAAAUCGGAAAAAGGAAACAUGAAAGACGCAGACGCCAGGAGGGAGGAAAGAGGCACACGCCAGGCUGGAGGGAGAGAAAGGAAGAGCACUCGGCUCGACGACUGGAAAGUAGGUCCUUUAAAGCGCCCCUUUGUGUACCACUCUUUAAAGAUCAUUGCCACCGACAUUUAAUCUUCAGUCUGACUGUUUGCGAAUUAUUUAAAGGACCAACGUACAGUCGAAAGCUGUUCGAUACAAUUUCUUCUUCACGGUCGAGGACUGAGACUCUUUAAAUUUUCCAGCUUCAAUUUCUCACGCUUAAGAAGCAUACGUGAAAGGAUUCCGUGUCGUUGUACCUUCUGAAAAGCGUUGUACUUUCUUACAAGUAAAUAGAGUUACUGUGGCAAGAAAAAUUCUAAAUUGCUAUUAGAAACUGGGCCAUGUGCGGUUCUUUUAAAGGAACCUUCUGCUUGGAACUAAUGACGCGGGGGAAAUCCAUUCAGGCACAGGAAAAGAUAUUUAGGCCUUGGUUAAAAUUUUACAGGGCUAUUUUAAAGGGCUCCGGACUUCGCAACUGUUAAUGGUCGCCGAGACUUUGAAUAAUCCCAAAGAAGCGAGAAAGUUCUUUCCGUACAGAGAGAGGAUUGACCGAUUGUUCCAGAAAAGGGAAGCAAGAGUACUUUGCGUUUUCUUUUUCCCCUCCGGGGGGGAAUAUGCUAUCGACGUGCAUGGAAUAACGGGGCUGAUGAACGGUAACUUCUUAAUAAAACCAGGCCGGCGCCCCAUCGCCAGGCCUCGUUCUCGCGCUUAAUUGCUUGAACCAGUAUAAUUGAUAUAAAUUAACCGGGCUUGCGUGGAGUAUUCAUCGUAGUCGCGGCAAGAAUACCAAAGUUUGUUAUUACCUAUCGUAACUUUUCUCCAACGAGCGGUCCGACUUCCGGUAACCCGUUAUGAAUGCAGUAUAUAAAAGCGGCCGUGUCCGUCGGUGAUAUAUCGUUGGCUUACUUUCGAACCUCCUCCCGGCGUCGACAAAAAUAAAUUGGAAAAUUUAAUAAAAAAAAGAAAACACGAAAGUGGAGGAGAACAAAGGUAUGAAAGGGGUGAGUGGAAACGGAAGGAGCGAGCUUCAAGGAAAUUCAUAAUUGUGCCAACCAGCGUCUUUGUUUAAUGAAAAAUGGAAGCAGGGAGCUGCAGGGAGAUCUCUCUUUUUAAAGAAGAUGCCUUACUGCAAUGCCUGAAACUGUUACUUUACAUCUUUUCCUUACGCAGAGGGAUUUAUUGUACAAGUGAAGAACACAACGUUUGUACUCUUGUCAAGACUGCAAUUGACAUUGGAGAACCAGUCGUUUGUACCUUAAUGAAGUCAAAGACUCGGUAUUGGAUUAAAAAUUCAAGGUAUUUGUUUGUAUAUAAAAUCAAAGUAGAAUUAGAUCUUUGGAAUCUUUUUGAAAGCUUGUACAUUUUAUAUGUAACAUGUAUAUAACUUACGUCGAUUUUAUCGUUAUUUCGCGUCUCAAUGUAUCGACACCAUUUUCCUCGAGCAGUUUCGCUGACCACUCGUUCCACUAUCCCUCUAUCUGUUUCACAGAACGCUGGCUGUUUUUCUUUCCGGUUGGAAGACUCGGUGCCGCUGUUACGUGACUGGAAUCCGCCACCGCCGUUGGCACGCCACUUUUCUGCAGUCGCUGCGACCGGAAGUUCUUCAGCCUGUGGAUCACCAACGACCUCCCCUUCCCUCACCCGGUGCAGCUUCAUCGAAUCCUAGCCAUCGACUUGAUUAUCUUUUACCAACGCGGCUCGUGCUCUUUUUCCUCCGCUCUCGAUCAUUCGCGAGCGUACAGAGUAAAAAGAAAACGGGAUAACGCCUGAAUCAGGGAGGGCAGCCAUGGCGUUUUACGAUCCUUGGCGGAAAAAUGGAGAUCGGGCACGAGACACUGAGUCAGCUGUUACAGCCCCGAUUCAGGAAACGGGCAACUAUCGCGACCGAGGUGAAACUUGCUGGGGACAGAUUGGUUAUGGGUAUCGGAAAGUCGAGGCGCUGAUUGCGUUCGAAGUUUAUUGGAUCGUUAGGAAGAUGUUCUCGAUGCGCUUUACGCCCCGGUAAAGCGUGGAAUUUUGCUUCCUGGAUUAUCUUUGCGAAUGCGCUAAUUGUCUUUUUAGGCAGACUUGGUCGAACGUAAAUGAUUUUUA
Molecule: messenger RNA, 5302 nt
Organism: Frieseomelitta varia
Lineage: Eukaryota; Metazoa; Arthropoda; Insecta; Hymenoptera; Apidae
Source: RefSeq, a predicted model, not a curated record